Messenger RNA from Miscanthus lutarioriparius, 1290 nucleotides. Lineage: Eukaryota; Viridiplantae; Streptophyta; Magnoliopsida; Poales; Poaceae. The record is from the annotation of a GenBank genome assembly.
AUGUCCUGGCGGUGGGCUCUCGCGCGCCGCGUCGCCGCGCUGGCCGCGACCGGCGGCGGCGGCGGUGCCCAGGCGCAGAGGCUCCUGCCCACCUCGUCGGCCGCCGCUGGCACUGGCCUCCUGGGGCGGCACCACAUGCCCCUCGCCUCCCAGAUUAGGAGCAAGGUGGUUGGUUGCAGAGGAGCUGCUCUCGUGAGCUCCAGAUGGUUGCAUGAUGCCCAAUACCAGGUUCGCCAGGACGGGGCUUCCAGGGCUCAGGAACAGCAAGAUCCAUUUGAAUUAGUCGCCGAUGAGCUAUCACUUCUUGCAAAUAGGUUACGAUCCAUGGUGGCUGCUGAGGUCCCCAAACUGGCAUCAGCAGCCGAGUACUUCUUCAAGGUGGGAGCAGAGGGAAAAAGAUUCCGGCCUACGGUUUUGUUGCUCAUGGCAUCAGCUCUGAAAUUCCCAUUGUCAGAAUCAACAGAAGGCGGAGUUCUCAGUAUAUUGGCAGAUAAACUCCGCACACGGCAGCAGAACAUUGCAGAGAUAACUGAAAUGAUUCAUGUCGCAAGCCUUCUGCAUGAUGAUGUUCUUGAUGAUGCUGAUACUAGGCGUGGCGUCAGUUCAUUGAAUCUCAUCAUGGGGAACAAGCUUUCUGUGCUGGCUGGUGACUUCCUCCUGUCUAGAGCAUGUGUGGCACUUGCAGCACUUGGGAACACAGAGGUGGUUUCUCUAAUGGCAACUGCUGUAGAACAUCUAGUUACUGGUGAAACUAUGCAGAUCUCUACAAGCAGAGAGCAACGACGAAGCAUGGAGUACUACCUGCAAAAGACAUACUACAAAACGGCAUCAUUGAUAUCAAAUAGUUGCAAGGCUGUUGCUAUUCUUGCAGGGCACACAGCUGAGGUCUCCAUGCUUGCAUACGAAUAUGGUCGAAACCUGGGUCUAGCCUUCCAGUUAAUUGAUGAUGUUCUUGAUUUCACUGGCACCUCUGCAUCCCUUGGGAAGGGUUCAUUGUCUGAUAUUCGCCAUGGAAUCAUCACUGCCCCGAUGCUAUAUGCGAUAGAGGAAUUCCCGCAACUACAAGAAGUUGUUGACCGGGGUUUUGAUAAUCCUGCAAACAUUGAAAUUGCCCUUGACUAUCUCCGGAAGAGCCGUGGGAUUGAAAGGACAAAGGAGCUUGCACGAGAACACGCUGACCGUGCAGUCAAGGCCAUAGAAUCCCUCCCAGACAGCGACGACGAGGAUGUUCUGACCUCAAGGCGUGCUCUUAUUGAUAUCACAGAGAGAGUCAUCACAAGGACAAAAUAG